AUGGCUGGAGCCGCAGAAACUAUUGCUGACACUACUCAAUCUCUACUCCACGUUAACGUGUCCAACAUCACAAAACUUACCUCCACAAACUAUCUCACAUGGAGCGUUCAGGUCCAUGCUCUCCUUGAUGGCUACGACCUUGCGAGCCACAUCGAUGGAUCUACACUUCCACCAUCUCAGACGAUCACCACGGCAGAAGUCUCUACCCCCAAUCCUGCCUACACCAAAUGGAAGAGACAAGAUCGACUCAUCUUCAGUGCCCUUCUUGGUACUCUCACGCCCUCCAUCCAAACCGUUGUCACCAAAUCCACGUCCUCCAAGGAGAUGUGGGAUACCGUUGCUGCUACCUACGCAAAACCAAGCCGAGGGCACAUUCAACAACUCAAACAUCAGCUCAAGCAAUUCAACAAAGGUGACAAAACUAUUGAUGAGUAUGUGCAAGGCUUACAAACUCGGUUUGAUCAACUUGCUCUCCUUGGCAAACCUGUCGAGCAUGAAGAUCAGAUUGAGUUCAUCCUUGAAGGCCUCCCUGACGAAUACAAAUCAGUGGUGGAGCAGAUAGAAGGACGAGAUCUUUCACCCUCCAUCACGGAGGUUCAUGAGAAACUUCUUACUAAGGAAGCAAAACUCAUGGCUCAGACUCCUUCACCUGCAACUCCGAUCACGGCGAAUGUUGCUACCGGUCCGACUCGUCGGUUUCAACCACGAAACCAGCCCCGUCACAAUCAAAACUGGCAGCCUCAGAACAACUACAACCGUCAGCAGUCACGACAAGACAACAACACCAACAAUGGUACCACCCGUGGCUAUCAAGGGAAGUGUCAGUUGUGUGGAGUUUUCGGCCACAGUGCGAGACGGUGCCCACAGUUUCCACAAAACCAAAGUGGUCCCUCCAAUGCUAUUCUCCCUACACCAACUCGCCCAUGGCAACCACAAGCACAUGUUGCGACUGCCUCGGCUCAUCCCUCCCACGCUUGGCUCAUGGACACCGGCGCCACUCAUCAUAUGACGAGCGACCUCCACAACAUGUCUCAUCAACAACCAUAUACUGGGAAUGAUGCAGUCCUCAUCGGUGAUGGCUCAGGACUGUCAAUCUCCCACACUGGUUCCAUCUCUCUUCCCUCUUCAUCUCGUUCUCUCUUGCUUAAUCAUGUGCUAUGUGUCCCUCAUAUACGAAAGAAUCUCAUUUCUGUUUACAGACUUUGCAAUGCUAACAAAGUCUCUGUUGAAUUCUUUCCUGCUCACUUUCAGGUGAAGGAUCUGAACUCGGGAAUCCCGUUGUUGCAAGGCAAUACCAAGGAUGAGCUCUAUGAAUGGCCUGUCGCACCAUCUACCUUUCAAUCAUUUUUUGCUUCUACAACUCAAAAACUUUCUUCUAUUGAUUGGCAUCAUCGUCUUGGCCACCCCUCUUUUGCUAUACUUAAAAACAUUGUUUCUCGGUUUUCUUUACCAUGCACUCCAUCGUCUGUAACUCAACCUUCUUUGUGUUCAGACUGUGCAAUCAAUAAAUCUCACAAAUUGCCAUUUGCUCAAACCUCUAUUGUUUCCUCUCGUCCCUUAGAAUACAUUUUUAGUGAUGUGUGGAGUUCACCUAUUCUCUCUAUUGAUAAGUAUAAGUAUUACCUUGUUCUUGUUGAUCAUUUCACCCGAUAUACUUGGUUUUAUCCUCUCCGAUUGAAAUCGCAGGUCCGAGAGACAUUCAUCGCAUUCAAGGAACUGGUGGAGAAUCGCUUCAACACACGGAUUGGAACUCUCUACUCCGACAAUGGCGGUGAAUUCGUGGCUCUCCGAGCUUUUCUCACAAGCUCUGGCAUUUCUCACUUUACCUCACCACCACAUACGCCGGAGCACAACGGGAUCCUUCCUUCACCUUGUAUAAAUAACGUGUGUAACAUUCUCACAUUCGAUAUAGAAAAUACAUUCCUCACAAAAGAGAUUUCCUGCUAA
Molecule: messenger RNA, 1947 nt
Organism: Microthlaspi erraticum
Lineage: Eukaryota; Viridiplantae; Streptophyta; Magnoliopsida; Brassicales; Brassicaceae
Source: the annotation of a GenBank genome assembly